This is a messenger RNA of Menidia menidia (Atlantic silverside), 1024 nucleotides long. NCBI's taxonomy places the organism in Eukaryota, Metazoa, Chordata, Actinopteri, Atheriniformes, Atherinopsidae. The record is from the annotation of a GenBank genome assembly.
UUGGGAUCACGUGACCGCUCACCCCUGCACACCAUGCCCUUCACUGGAUCUGGUCUGCGGAACAUGGCUUUCUACGCUCAUCAGCUCCGCAGGGGCUUCUCCUCCUCGGCUGUCAGAAAUGUUGUCAUUAAACACAUUAUGGUCAUCGGAGGCGGACAGAUGGGAGCAGGGAUAGCGCAAGUUGCCGCAUCAACUGGACAUACAGUGACUCUGGUGGACACGUCAGAGGACAUCCUAAAAAAGUCAGUCAAAGGGAUCGAAGGGAGCCUGAGAAGAGUGGUGAAGAAGAAGUUUGCCGACAAGCCGGAGGCAGGUGAGGAGUUCAUCCAGAAAGUCAUGCAGAAUGUGGCCAUCUCCACAGAUGCGGACUCCGCCGUUCAGACCUCAGAUCUCGUGCUGGAGGCCAUUGUAGAAAAUCUGAAGAUCAAGCAGGAUCUUUUUGGCCGUCUUGACAAGCUGGCAGCAGCACACACCAUCUUUGCCAGCAACACGUCCUCCCUGCCCAUCACCGACAUCGCCAGCUCCACCCACAGGCUGGACAGAUUUGGUGGCCUUCACUUCUUUAACCCCGUCCCUAUGAUGAAGCUGGUGGAGGUGAUCAGAACCUCUGCAACAAGCCAGGAAACGUUUGAUUCCCUCCUGAACUUCAGCAAAGCCCUUGGAAAAACACCAGUAUCCUGCAAAGAUACGCCCGGGUUCAUCGUAAACCGUCUGCUUGUUCCUUACAUGAUGGAAGCACUCCGGCUGUAUGAGAGAGGUGAUGGAUCCAAAGAAGACAUUGAUAUUGCAAUGAAACUUGGUGCUGGCUAUCCCAUGGGACCCUUUGAGCUCUCUGACUAUGUAGGACUGGACACAAUGAAGUUCAUUAUUGAUGGUUGGAGUGCGGCAGAUCCUGAAAAUCCAAUAUUUGCCCCAAGCGAGCUGCUGAACAAGCUGGUUGCAGAGGGCAAAUAUGGCAAAAAGACAGGAGAGGGAUUCUAUAAGUACAAGUAAUUACAAGCGGGGUUGAGAUCAGCCGAAAAAA